AUGUUUUUUGUAAUAAUUAAGAAUACCUUUUAUUUCUAUAUUUUGAUACACUCUGUCUUUUCUUUGCUGAGUUUGUUGAUAUGUUUAGACAAUGAUAUAGAUCACUUUGAAAUUUAAUGUCCUAGAGUAAUUAUUUAUCUUAUGAUAGUUGAGCAAUGAAAUCAAAGAAUUCAUGGCAGGAAUAUUCAAGCCAUUUUUGCCAGAAGCUAUUGAAUUUUUAGUUGGUAAAAUAUUAAUGCAAGAUCUAAGGAUUGUGAAUGCUCUUAUAUUUUCAGGAAUAUUAGAAGUUGUUUUAGCAAUAUUAGGAGGAUUGUAUUUAUGGCAUUUGAUUUUAGCUACUACAUUAUGGUUGAAACUCCAAAGCCUAUAUAAAAGAGUUUUAGAUUAAUUGCAAAAUGUUUUUUCUUUUUAGGGUUAGUAUUAUGGUUUGCCAUUUAUUGCAGCGGAAUUGGUUUAAGAAGAUUAUUUGAAAUACUGCAUAUUGUUUAUUAAAACCCAUAAAACGUGGAAAAUUAUUCAAACGAUUUAUCAGAAUUUAUCUAAAAGAGACAAGAAGAAAUUUUGGAGUAUUAUUUCUGA
This is a messenger RNA of Paramecium octaurelia, 579 nucleotides long. NCBI's taxonomy places the organism in Eukaryota, Ciliophora, Oligohymenophorea, Peniculida, Parameciidae. The record is from the annotation of a GenBank genome assembly.